AUGUACGUUACUCUCGCCCCUCGUGACCACAUCCCACAGCUCCCUGGGGCCUCUCCCGGCCCUGCCCAACCCUCCACCACAGACAUGCCCCGGGUGUGGGAGAGAGGGAGAAAGAGGAAGGGAUUUGGGUGGAGUGGGCAGACGCAUAGUUGUGGCUGACUAAUUAAAAGCCAGCUAGCUUUGGUCACUAAAACCCUGAUGAAUGGGAGUGGUAUGCGUUUGGUGUUUUGUCUGGGUGUGUGUGAGAAUCUGUGUGUGUGUUCCUUUGGGUGUCAAUGACAGAUUUUGCUAUAUGAAAAAUUAACACUACAUUAUUUUAAAGAGGACUGCUUGUUUACUCGAUGCUGAUUGGUGCAGAUGUUUUAUUUUAUUUUAGAUUUGUAAAUUUUUGAUUUAUUUUUAGAGGGUAGAUCAGCUUUAAUAUUGCAGAUAGAUUGUAACUUCCAUCAAAGUAAUUGUCUGCAUCACUUCCAAUCCCUCAUAUUAUUUUUUCCCACGCAAAAAUAUAUAUAUAUAUAUAUAUAUAUAUACAUACAGUGGCUUGCGAAAGUAUUCACCCCCUUUGGCAUUUUUCCUAUUUUGUUGCCUUACAACCUGGAAUUAAAAUUGAUUUUCUGGGGGUUUGUAUCAUUUGAUUUACACAACAUGCCUACCACUUUGACGAUGCAAAAUAUUUUGGGGGGUGAAACAAACAAGAAAUAAGACAAAAAAACUGAACUUGAGUGUGCAUAAGUAUUCACACCCCCCCCCCCCCCCCCAAAGUCAAUACUUUGUAGAGCCACCUUUUGCAGCAAUUACAGCUGCAAGUCUAUUGGGGUAUGUCUCUAUAAGCUUGGCACAUCUAGCCACUGAGAUUUUUACCCAUUCUUCAAAACUGCUCCAGCUCCUUCAAGUUGGAUGGGUUUCGUUGGUGUACAGCAAUCUUUAAGUCAUACCACAGAUUCUCAAUUGGAUUGAGGUCUGGACUUUGACUAGGCCAUUCCAAGACAUUUAAAUGUUUCCCUUUAAACCACUCGAGUGUAGCUUUAGCAGUAUGCUUAGGGUCAUUGUCCUGCUGGAAGGUGAACUUCCGUCCCAGUCUCAAAUCUCUGGAAGACUGAAACAGGUUUCCCUCAAGAAUUUCCCUGUAUUUAGCACCAUCCUUCAAUUCUGACCAGUUUCCCAGUCCCUGCCGAUGAAAAACAUCCCAACAGCAUGAUGCUGCCACCACCAUGCUUCACUGUGGGGAUGGUGUUCUCGGGGUGAUGAGAGGUGUUGGGUUUGCGCCAGACAUACCGUUUUCCUUGAUGGCCAAAAAGCUCAAUUUUAGCUCAUCUGACCAGAGUACCUUCUUCCAUAUGUUUGGGGAGUCUCCCACAUGCCUUUAGGCGAACACCAAACGUGUUUACAAAUUUUUUUUCUUUAAGCAAUGGCUUUUUUCUGGCCACUCUUCCGUAAAGCCCAGCUCUGUGGAGUGUACGGCUUGAAGUGGUCCAAUGGACAGAUACUCCAAUCUCCGCUGUGGAGCUUUGCAGCUCCUUCAGGGUUAUCUUUGGUUUCUUUGUUGCCUCUGAUUAAUGCCCUCCUUGCCUGGUCCGUGAGUUUUGGUGGGAGGCCCUCUUUUGGCAGGUUUGUUGUGGUUCCAUAUUCUUUCCAUUUUUAAUAAUGGAUUUAAUGGUGCUCCGUGGGAUGUUCAAAGUUUCUGAUAUUUUUUUAUAACCCAACCCUGAUCUGGACUUCUCCACAACUUUGUCCCUGACCUGUUUGAAGCGCUCCUUGGUCUUCAUGGUGCCGCUUGCUUGGUGGUGCCCCUUGCUUAGUGGUGUUGCAGACUCUGGGGCCUUUCAGAACAGGUGUAUAUAUACUGAGAUCAUGUGACAGAUUAUGUGACACUUAGAUUGCACACAGGUGGACUUUAUUUAACUAAUUAUGUGACUUCUGAAGGUAAUUGGUUGCACCAUAUCUUAUUUAGGGGCUUCAUAGCGAAGGGGGUGAAUACAUAUGCACGCAUCACUUUUCCGUAAUUAAUUUUGUAGAAUUUUUUGAAACAAGUUAUUUUUUUCAUUUCACUUCACCAAUUUGAACUAUUUUGUGUAUGUCCAUUACAUGAAAUCCAAAUAAAAAUCCAUUUAAAUUACAGGUUGUAAUGCAACAAAAUAGGAAAAACGUAUCCUUUAAAAAAUAUAUUUUUCCCUUUAUUACUUUACAACCCCACCACCCCUCCCCUAAUUGGAGUAAACUAGUGAACAACAACGCUUAGGCCUCUUCUUCCAGAUUAUACAUACUACAUACAUUUUAUGGACACAGUCAAUUUUACAAUAAUUAUAUUUUGUUUAUUUUUACUCCUGAACUUCCUUUACCCUCAACCUCUCCGAUCAUUUUCAUGAUGUCCAUCCGGUUUGCUUCUAUAUGCCAUAUCUUUCUAACUGAGCUCUUUCACAAAAGCUCUCAACCUAUAACCUAUAUACUUAUUAUGGACACAGUAUGCUUUACAUUAGUUAUCUUGUUGUUAUUAGUUGUUGUUAGUUGUUAUUAGUCCCAUUCUUCAGCUCCAUUCAACACCUCCCAUCUAUCUCUUAACGCCACAUCCAUAUUGGAUUUCUAUUUGCCAUAUAUUUUUCAACUGUACUGUGAUGUUUCACAAAAGUUCUGAACCCUUCUAUUCUCAUUGUUUCUACAGAUUGUAAAUUGAAAAUAAACAUUUUUGCUAAAAGUAUUAUUAUAUUAUUGAUUGAUUGACUAUGACUUUUCAGAUCACCCAGUAGUGCUAUCUGCAGGGUUAGCUCCAGGUAAAUAUUGCAAUCCUUCAGCCAUUCCUGGACCUGUGACCAAAAACAAGCUGGUGCAGAUGGUUAGCGAAUGAGGAUGUCUAUGUAGCUCAUAGUGUAAGGGUCUCUUUCACAGCUCCCCAGUCCUGUGCCUCUGUGAUUAACUCUAUAAUGUUAACCCUCCCCCUACAGCAGUGGGUUAGGCUCAAUAUACUGGUGCUGCUUUCCUUGCUGUCACUCCUCUUGCCCCCACUCAUCCCUCUCUCGCUCUCUCUCCCUCUUCUUGGUAAGUAAGGGCUUAUGCGACAGACAGACAGUAUACUCAGGCAGCGAGGGCAGGAAGUGACCUCACAGUACUAGUCUUUAUUCAGGGUGAGCCGUCUGGGCUCUGCAGCUAACCUGGAUUUCCUCCCACGAACACGUGUCCCCGUAACACAUUCAAAGACACGCUGACACUGUAGGCUCACAAACAAACACAACCUUUCUAUUUCCAUCUCCCUACUACAAUCACACACAAACACACACACAUAAAGACAUGCAUGCACACACACUAGGCUUGGGCGGUAUCCAGAUUUUCAUACCAUCUGGGGUUGGAGAGUCGAUAGUCCAUGACCCUGGGUAGGGGUCCGGGGUCAGAGACGAAGCCUAACCAAGCAGAACAACACAACGUAAACAAGGCGGUGUGAAAUCCCCAGUGUGAAGACCCAGGCCCCACACAGCAUACUAAUUACACAGAUCACAGAGAGGCUGCCAACACCCUACUUCCACCAGGGGAUCAGCAGCACACACACACACACACACACACACCCAUUUGUCUCCUGUCCGUCCCUUUAACCCGCACAGACAGACAGGAAGAUUCCUUCUUCCUCAAUUAUUCCAAUCUGGGCUCGUUUUCAACACUCACGCUUCAUUACCUGGGAUCCGGCUGGUCACUGUAACCCCGCUGCCCCCUCACCCCUCCAUCUUCUCGCUCUCUUUCACUGUCUCACAUCCAACACACUCCCAUCUUGCACUCACUCUCACUGCCACUGACUGGCACCCUGGCAUGGGGCACUGUAUUGACACCAGGCAUAAAAAUGGGGUGGUCUGAAAAUAACUCUGAGUGUCUGUGUGGUGUUAGGUUUGCUCUUUUGUGUGUAUAAUGUUGUCCUUUGUGCGUUCAGCCUCAGCUUGUAAGUUGAUAAUGAUGAUAAAGCUGUUUUUAUAUUAGAAGCAGUAGUGGGGGAAAACAAUUGGUUGUUAGUGGGCAGACUUCAUCUCUGAAGCCCAAACACAUCACAGUUUAGAUAUAGUAUCUACUGUAGAUAUCAUACUUCAUCACACUCCUCAGAUAGACCUUAUCCCUGUUAGAAUGCCAGAGGAGAGCUUGAACAUGCUUUGCUGUGUGCGCGUGCAUUCGUUCAUUCGUGUGUACAUUUGUGUGUGUGGGUGUGUCCGUCUGGCGGUGGCACGGAGGGGGAUUAAUAGCAGAACUAGGUUGAACGUCUCAUUUUGGGAAAGCCCCGGAGGAGAAGGCUGUUAAUUUCCUCUCUAUAAAUAGGCUACAGUGAACCCGACUGGCAUGGAAGGGGAGCAGCACAGUUCCUGUACUACACAUGGGCUAGAUCCGCAGGUUCACCGGUGUAUGCUACGUAGUACUGUAGAAGAUAAGGACACACAUAGAGUAUACUACACAGUCAUACCCCCACAUAGGGGUGGCACUAUUACCGUAUAACCGAUGGUUAUGGAUGAAGACCGUCAUUAAAAUAACCAUCAUAACCGUUUUAUUUUCUCUUUUUUGGGGGGGCGAACAGCUGACUGAAGACAGGACGGCCGGACAUUUGUGAAGUCGAGUCCGUUUCUGCGUAACAUGGACAACAUGGACUCUUUACAACGUUAUGAAACUUUGUUGCUCCUUGCUGCAACAAGCAAGGUGUUGUAGCAAACAAGUCUUUGGUUGCCUAGGCAACACCCCCCCCCCCCCCUCCCUGCAGCAGCAGCACACAUAGAAAUAGAAUGAUUAGAAUGGGCUUGGAACCUUUAACCCUGCAUUGUUUUACAUCAGAUAGCGCUUCAAUUCAGUCUGCACUGAUCUGUCGCGUAUCUCGCAAAGGGUAAUGGGAUAGAUGAAAAGUAGUCUGGCUACAAUGGGCUGCCAUAACAUAAGAGCGGGAAUAUUUGUAUUUGUCAAACCGCAGUCAAGCAUCGAUCAUCAUGUCACCAGAAUAAGACCCUCGAUAUUUAUUGGAAAGGAGCAUCAAAGAUCACCGUUCAAUUUCACCACCCUGUGAAGUUCAUCAUAACUUAUUUCAUCUGUAACCUAAUAAACUGCAUGCUUUCCCGAGUCGUAGUGGGAGGACCACACAACAUAUCAUAGUGUAACUCCAAGUUUACUUUGAUUUGAUGGUUAUUAUAUCAGAAUUUGCACAUAAAGACGUUUCCACUACCAUUUACCGACAAUUUUGAAUAUGAGUUCCAUGUCUUACAAGACAGGAACAAGCGAGUUGGAGUAGUGACGCCAUUUGAUGUGAGACAAUGCUAACCCAGGAAAUUUGACUGGUAAACUCAUGGGUACACUCACAAUGGGUGCCUGGUAUUGUGAUCCAAUAAUUUCCUUGGUAAUGUAGAAUGUUCAUUCAAAUGAUAACUGACUCAUGCAAUGGAAUUUGUUUUUUGUGAUGUCAGUUGAGUUGAAUCCAAUAACAGCACACAUACAUGGUUAGACUUCCUGCUUUGGUCCUAUGGGUACACUCAAUUCCCUUUCCUCCCUGUCUCUAAACACACACAAAAACACUCUUAUACACACACUUUGACUACACAAACGGACAUAAAAUCACACAUAGACACACACACUGCUGCCUAAAAUUCCUUCUGUAGUGUUGUUCUGCUUUCCCCCUUUGAUCAGAAGCUUAUAGGAAGAUGAAGGUAUAUUGAUGCUUUGUUCACUUCAUGUCAGCAAUUCAGCUCUGCUCCUGCGUUUACCACUAUAGCAGUGUAUGCAUGCAUAUAUAUCACGUCUGGCCUAGGCAUCUUUAAUAGAAUAGAAUAAAACUUUAUUGUCCAUCCAGAAUGGACAUUUUUCUUUGGUAUCAUCUUACAUUAAAAGGAUCACAUACAUUCUCACAUCACACACAUUUUAAACAGUCCAUCAUACUGCACAUAGAGGACAUUGAUACAUUUACCCACAACUGACCGCUGCCCCAACUUAACUGUUACAAUAGAUAAAUAGAUGUGCAUAUACCGAUACAAUUUACGUUGCAUUUAGUCGUCCAACAGCACAAGGAACGAAUCAAUGUUUGAACACAUUCUUCUUAGCCAUGGGCAUUCUGAGGCGCAGGCCAGAGGGAAGCCUCUCCAACUGAGGGUGUAGCGGGUGGGAAGGGUCGCCAACGACAGCCAGCGCCUUCCUUUUGACUGCUCAGCUGUGCCUGUGGUCGACCAAUUACUUUGCUGGCUGUGUUUGCUAUUCUGGUUAGUUUGCUUUUGCUCCUCAGGCUCAGAUGACCAUACCAGACUGUCAUAUUGAACGUGAGGAUGCUCUCCACCAAGCUGCUCUACACCCUCUCCAGAACAUCCUGGCUGACCCCAAACCCCUUCAAUUUCCUGAUUUGAAAACAUGCGCUGGCUUGCUUAAAACAUUUUUUUCUCCAUUCUCUGUAAAGCUCAGCUUGUCAUCAAUUUGUGUCCUUAGGUAUUUUAAAUACUCAACCACCUCCACUGGUUGGUCGUUCAGAGAGAGUGGUUGGGACAUUGACAUGUUGUUGCCAUUGAUGAUCAGCUCCUUUGUCUUGUCCACAUUGAUGUGGCACAUGACCGGCACCAUUCUUGAAGGUUGUUGGCCCGCUAUGAAAUAGCUGUCCCCAUCGGACGUAGUGUCUUAAGAAAAGAGUCCCAUCAGAGCCAUGUCAUCCACGUACUUGAAAAGGCUCACAUUGUUUCCUUGGAUCUUCAUCUCGUUAGUGUAGAUAGAGAACAACAACGGUGAAAGGACACACCCCUGGGGCGCCCCUGUGUUCAGGGUCAGUUUAUCAGAGAGGGCCCCAUUCAUGAGAACCCUCUGUGGCUGGUCAGUUAAAAAGUCCUUGAUCCAACCUGCGAGGCCUCCGAUGACAUUCAGGUCCAGUAGUCGUUUCAGCAGUGUGUUUAUUUGCAUUGCAUUGAAAGCUGAACUAAAAUCAAUAUAUACAAUUUGUGCAUAUGAUUUUGCAUGUUGAAGGUGACUAGCUGUCAGAUUCACCAAGGUCAGGUUAGCAUCCUCAGUCCCCUCUUUAACAAUUUAAAUAUUCUUUAUCAGGCUCAAACAUGUUGCUCUGACAGUAUUCCAUAUGGAGAAAUCUAUUAGACUUUACAACCACUUUGGACGUUAAGAUAUGUCAUUGUUUUUGGAGAUGAUUGAAUUGAUAAUAAUGUAUUACUGUACUCUUGACCCAAAUGGCUGUAUUAAAACAAUAUUGGUGUAGGCCCACAGCUUUAGCCUGCUUGGUUUGGCUGGAGACAAUGUAUUUGGAUGUGUUUGAUUUAGAGCUAUUAGUGUAUUUAGCUUUCACCACCAUGUCAAGCCAGUGAGGUUUUGUACUAAGCUGUGCUAUUUGUUCAAAGGGCAUAUUAGUUUACCCAAUACAACCCAUGUCUCUGUUACUGCCAUGAGAGAGCUGUGGGCCAGAAUGCAUGAAACCACUGGAUCCAAAGCGCCAAAAUGACUCCACAUGUAGGCAAAUGAGUCCAAGCCACAUUCACUCCCAUCCACCCCACUGUCCUUUGCAGUGCUCUGUUUGGGAUGGAUGGAUGGGAGGAGAAGAGAGUAAGACAGAAGGCUAUUUGAAGACAAUGGAGUGGAAUGGCUUGAGAGAGAGAGAGAGAGACAGAGAGAGCGAGAUAAGAAAAUCAAGUGGGUUUGAAGUUGAGAGGGAGGUCUAUAAGACCGUUAUCACUUUGAGUGGAAUAACAAAGCGAUUGAGUGCGAGAGACAGAAGCGUGCGAGCGUUUCAUAUUAAGCAUGUUUAAUGGAUACAGAGCAGCGGAUGAGAUGUGGGUGGUUGUCAUAGCAACAGGGGAGGUCAGUAGCUGGGACUACUUCCAAAACCCGAGAAAAGUAGAAGAAAUGUUAUGAGGGGAUCCUCGGUACAGAAUUAAACAUGCAAAGAGACGAGUCCUAUUUGUGUUUUCACCUAUUUCAUUGUCUCUCUGUUUUAUGUGGCUCGUUCUCUUCAUCUCUUGCUCUCUGUGUUGGCAUUCUGCUGGCAGCAUGAAGUGUGUUGCAGUGAUUUGGGCUCUGUUUAAAUCAUGCCUUUCUUGUUGUAGAUAAGCCACGUCAGAUUCACAUGUUUUUUUCCAAAAUUGUGAUGGAAGGGGUUCGUGGGUUGGGGCUGAGGGGUGUGUCUGGGUGUUAAUGUCUGGGGUCUCUCAUGGUGUAAUACAGGGCUCCGCUGUUUUGACAGUUCCACUCUCGACGCCCUCCUUCUGGGUGAGCUGCUCCCAAAGGGUGUGCGUCUGCGCGCGCACCUGUGUGUGUGUGCACACAUGUGUGUGUGUGUGCACAUGUGUGUGUGUGUGUACUGUGCGCGCAGGGAGGUGUUAAAUGAUUCAGCAUCUUCGUGUCUGCGUGCCACGGAGGGGGACUCAGAAGGGCACAAGGGCAUAUUUACAGCUUCUGCCUGACUAGCCUCUGUGCCCUGACCGACCCACGCCUCACCGCACAGAGACACCAGAAUGCUUUCAAGGGCAUGCCCCACUAAUGGACCCAUGAGAGGGCUUCAUCUGGCCUGCACAUACCCACACACACUUGUGUCCUCUCUUUCUCUCUCAUACACACAGACGUGGCACAUAACUCACGCUCUUACUCACAGUCAUUGUCUUACAUUUAAAAAUGAAAUGUCACUCUUACCCGGUCCUUCUUCUUACAGUCUCACUCCACACUCGAAGACCAAACCUAUUCCAGUCAGCACCAUCUCUAACCACUCUCUCUCUCUCUGCCUGUAGGACAGUGACAUCCAGAAAAAGAUAGACCAUGAGAUCCGGAUGCGUGACGGGGCCUGUAAGCUGCUGGCUGCCUGCUCCCAGAGAGACCAGGCCCUGGAGGCAGCCAAGAGCCUGCUCACCUGCAACACCCGCAUCAUGGCCUACAUGUCAGAGCUGCAGAGGAUGAAGGAGGCCCAGGUCAUGCAGAGGGUCGCACAAAGGUCAGAUGGCAAAAGGCAAGGGGCAAGGGAGCUAGGUAUUGGGCUGGGUAGGAACUGAGGAACUUACGUUAGGAAUUUAUCGCCGUGUAAAUGCAACUAUCCCCAUAGGGUGAAUGUCUUAAUAUGGUCUGGGUUGGCAAUCGGGUAGGGUUUACAAUUAAAAUUUCCAUUGUUGUCACCCCCCUAUUUCUGUCUCUCCUAGGUCAUCAGACGCAGGGCCCAUGGACGACAGACUACCCUGUAAGGGAAAGGUGGCCAUCUCAGGUAGGCCCCGGUGAUGUGCAUGCGUGUGUGUACAUAUGUGAAAGAGAGAGAUAUUCUGCGACAGACAGCUAGAGAGAGACCAGGUCCUCAUGUCUACCCAAUAGCUGAGCUCCAUGUAGUCCAGUUCAUCAGCCUCAGGCCCUGAUACCCUGCCUCCUCCUCCCAUAUUACGCCAUGUGUCAUUUCCUCAUUAUUGGCCGUGUCCAUGGCGACAUGCGAACAUCCAAUGAGGACCCCCCCCCCCCCCCCUUCGGAUAUGGAGGGGGGGAGGGUAUUGGGGGGUGGAAUUCAGGGGGGGUAAGGGUGGGAUAGGGGGUGAGGGUGAAAGGGGGGUAGAAUUAGGGAGGAAUAGGUUGGGGGUGAGGGGGAGAGAAUGAGGGGGUGAUGAGGGGGGAAUGGGGGGUUUCAGUGAAAGAGGUAAUUAAAGGAUUAUGAUGAACUGCUCUGGCUCAGUGGGAGGACAAGAGGACAGGGGGGGCUGUCUGUCUAUCUGUGUGUCUGGGACUGCUCACAGCUGGAGGGCACACACAGAGGUUGUGAUGUAUCAUUGAUUGACUAAGUAGACAGGAAGCCAUUCAGCUAGUGGCUCAGCACAAAGGCAUACACAAAUGCAUCACACACAAGCACACACAGACACACAGGUAGGCACACACACAUAGAUCACACACCGAGUAUGACAGUGACUGCCUGGUGGGAGGAUAUAAAAGGUCAGGGGUCUUCUACCUCUCGACCUGAGUGUGUGUGUGUGUGUGUGUACGUGCAUGUACUUACCUGCGUGGGUGUGUGUGUGUGUGUGUACGUGCUUGUGCGAGUAUAUGUUACAUUUGGCGGAUUUCACUCGUCUGACUGACUGUCCUUUGCCAUUGCAGACCUGCGGAUCCCACUCAUGUGGAAAGACACCGAGUACUUCAAGAACAAAGGAGGUGAGGAGUCAGUGUGGUAGCACUGGUGUGAAUCAAAUCCUGUGAUAUUAUCCAGCGCUCGAGUUUAUGAUGCGACUCGUCUGAGUGAAGCGAAGUUAAUCAAAUUGAAUUUGGGUAAAGGGGUGUGAAAUCAGGUGCACAUAACUAUGCCGACCUGGGCCCAUACCCACAAAGCCUCUCAGAGUAUGUGUUAGGGCUGGGACGAUACCAGUAUCGCAAUAUUUUUUUCCAUGGCAUAAAUGAAAACACGAAGCAGAUCUAACUCUUUGGUCCUUUAAAAACCUGCUUUAUGUAAACUAUUGUGUGCUAUAGCUUACAAAAUAAAUAAAUGUGACUCUGUAUGACAACAUAAUGAUGUUUGUUUCCAACAUUAGGACUGUUUUCCUAAAGAAGUUAAAUCCACUUCGUGUUUUGUUUCCUUGCCACGGUACGAACAAGUAUCGCGGUACUGGUAUCGUCCCGGCCCUAAUAGGAGUGCUGAUCUAGGAUCAGUUUCGCCUUUUACAUCAUAAUGAUUAACGUUGUAUGGAACUGAUCCAAGAUCAAAAACUUUAAAGUAUAAGAACUGAAGUAAUGAACAUGUAAGCAUAACAGUUCUGCUCUUCUAAAAGGACUUGUAGAUCUUAAGAACUAUACAGCUAUUGAAACAAUGCAGCUCAUUGACAAGCAGACAUUCCUACAGUAAGUAAAGACAGCCCUUUUCUGUUGUCUUUGGCUGUGCUACUGCAGCUUUGGUAUGGUUUAUGUUGACUGCUACAUGUAAGGGUCACGGUACACCACCUUAUAGUAAAAAAUAACACCCAAAUCCUAAGUAAGGUCUGCCCCUCCCCGACAACUGGAAUGAAUUCAUCUGCAUGACCUAAUAGACCUAUACGCAUAUAAAUGAACUCCAGGAGGGACAGGUAGUAGGAGAGUCUAGGUGAAGUUUAAUGAGGCAAUUAGCCAAGGUCGAUAAGUGCUGUGGGAAGAUAACGGAGCCCAAGAGGGCAAGGACACUCGCACACAUACUCACGCACAGGCACACACUCUACAGUCGUGGUCAAAAGUUUUGAGAAUGACACAAAUACUAAUUUUCACAAAGUCUGCUGCCUCAGUUUUGAUGAUGGCAAUUUGCAUAUACUCCAGAAUGUCAUGAAGAGUGAAAAGUUCCUCUUUGCCAUGAAAAUGAACUUAAUCCCCAAAAAACAUUUCCACUGCAUUUCAGCCCUGCCACAAAAGGACCAGCUGCCAACAUGUCAGUGAUUCUCUCGUUAACACAGGUGAGAGUGUUGACGAGGACAAGGUUGGAGAUCACUCUGUCAUGCUGAUUGAGUUAGAAUAACAGAGUGGAAGCUUUAAAAGGAGGGUGGUGCUUGAAAUCAUUGUUCUUCCUCUGUUAACCAUGGUUACCUGCAAGGAAACACGUGCCGUCAUCAUUGCUUUGCACAAAAAGGGCUUCACAGGCAAGGAUAUUGCUGCUGGUAAGAUUGCACCUAAAUCAACCAUUUAUCGGAUCAUCAAGAACUUCAACGGAGAGAGGUUCAAUUGUUGUGAAGAAGGCGUCAGGGUGCCCAAGAAAGUCCAGCAAGCGCCAGGACCGUCUCCUAAAGUUGAUUCAGCUGCGGGAUCAGGGCACCACCAGUGCAGAGCUUGCUCAGGAAUGGCAGCAGGCAGGUGUGAGUGCAUCUGCACGCACAGUGAGGCGAAGACUUUUGGAGGAUGGCCUGGUGUCAAGAAGGGCAGCAAAGAAGCCACUUCUCUCUAGGAAAAACAUCAGGGACAGACUGAUAUUCUGCAAAAGGUACAGGGAUUGGACUGCUGAGGACUGGGGUAAAGUCAUUUUCUCUGAUGAAUCCCCUUUCUGAUUGUUUGGGGCAUCUGGAAAACACCUUGUCCGGAGAAGACAAGGUGAGUGCUACCAUCAGUCUUGUGUCAUGCCAACAGUAAAGCAUCCUGACACCAUUCAUGUGUGGGGUUGCUUCUCAGCCAAGGGAGUAGGCUCACUCACAAUUUUGCCUAAGAACACAGCCAUGAAUAAAGAAUGGUACCAACACAUCCUCCGAAAGCAACUUCUCCCAACCAUCCAAGAACAGUUUGGUGACGACCAAUGCCUUUUCCAGCAUGAUGGAGCACCUUGCCAUAAGGCAAAAGUGAUAACUAAGUGGCUCGGGGAACAAAACAUAGACAGUUUGGGUCCAUGGCCAGGAAACUCCCCAGACCUUAAUCCCAUUGAGAACUUGUGGUCGAUCCUCAAGAGGCGGGUGGACAAACAAAAACCCUCCAAGCAUUGAUUUUGCAAGAAUGGGCUGCCAUCAGUCAGGAUGUGGCCCAGAAGUUAAUUGACAGCAUGCCAGGGCGGAUUGCAGAGGUCAUGAAAAAGAAGGGUCAACACUGCAAAUAUUGACUCUUUGCAUAAACUUAAUGUAAUUGUCAAUAAAAGCCUUUGACACUUAUGGAAUGCUUGUAAUUAUACUUCAGUAUACCAUAGUAACAUCUGACAAAAAUAUCUCAUAACACUGAAACAGCGAACUUUGUGGAGACCAAUACUUGUCAUUCUCAAAACGUUUGACCACGACUGUACACUCAUGCACACACUCACACAUACUCUCUCACUAUGUCUCUCUCUCUUUCCCUCAGAGCUGCAUCGGUGUGCAGUGUUCUGUCUGCUCCAGGUGGGAGGGGAGAUUCACGACACAGACAUGGUGAUGGUGGACCGAACACUCACCGACAUCUGCUUUGACAACACCAUCGUCUUGUACGUCUUCUCUUUCGGUUGGCUUGUGUUGUCUUAUGCUGCGUUUACACAGGCUGCCCAAUUCUGAACUUUUGCCCAAUUAUUGGCAAAAGAGCUGAUCUGAUUAGUCAAAAGACCAAUUAGUGGAAAAAUAUCAGAAUUCGGCUUCCUGUGUAAACGCAGCCUUACUGUCUUAUCUUUCCCAUGGUAAGUGUUUGGUGUUUAUAAGUGCAUGCUUGUACGGAGAUACAUGUAUACAGUUUCAAAUCAUGUAUCAGUACCUGAUUCUGUAUAUACAGUGCAUUCAGAAAGUAUUCAGACCCCUUGACCUUUUCCACAUUUUGUUACGUUAAAGCCUUAUUCUAAAAUUGAUUCAAACGUUUUUUUCCCAUCAUCAAUCUACACACAGUACCCCAUAAUGUCAAAACAAAAAAUUGAAAUAUCACAUUUACAUAAGUAUUCAGACCCUUUAAUCAGUACUUUGUUGAAGCACCUUUGGCAGCGAUUACAGCAUUGAGUCUUCUUGGGUGUGACGCUACAAGCUUGGCACACCUUUAUUUGGGGAGUUUCUCCCAUUUUUCUCUGCAGAUCCUCUCAAACUCUGUCAGGUUGGAUGGGGAGCGUCACUGCACAGAUAUUUUCAGGUCUCUCCAGAGAUGUUCGAUCGAGUUCAAGUCCGGGCUCUGGCUGGGCAACUCAAGGACAUUCAGAUACUUGUCCCGAAGUCACUCCUGCAUUGUCUUGGCUGUGUGCUUAGGGUCAUUGUCCUGUUGGAAGGUGAGUCUUCGCCCCAGUCUGAGGUCCUGAGCGCUCUGGAGCAGGUUUUCAUCAAGGACCUCUCUUUACUUUGCUCCAUUCAUCUUUCCCUCAAUCCUGACUAGUCUCCCAGUCCCUGCCACUGAAAAACAUCCCCACAGCAUGAUGCUGCCACCACCAUGCUUCACAGUAGGGAUGGUGCCAGGUUUCCUCCAGAUGUGACGCUUGGCAUUCAGGCCAAAGAGUUCAAUCUUGGUUUCAUCAGACCAGAGAAUCUUGUUUCUCAUGGUCUGAGAGUCUUUAGGUGCCUUUUGGCAAACUCCAAGUGGGCUGUCAUGUGCCUUUUACUGAGGAGUGGCUUCCAUCUGGCCACUCUACCGUAAAGGCCUGAUUGGUUGAGUGCUACAGAAAUCUUUUAGUACCCUUCCCCAGAUCUGUGCCUCAACACAAUCCUGUCUCGGAGCGCUACAGACAAUUCCUUCGACCUCAUGGCUUGGUUUUUACUCUGACAUGCACUGUCAACUGUGGGACCUUAUAUAGACAGGUGUUUGCUUUUCCAAAUCAUGUCCAAUCAAUUGAAUUUACCACAGGUGGACUGCAAUCAAGUUAUAGAAACAUCUCAAGGAUGAUCAAUGGAAACAGGAUGCGCCUGAGCUCAAUUUCGAGACUCAUAGCAAAGGGUCUGAAUACUUAUGUAAAUAAGGUAUUUCUAUUUUUAAUACAUUUGCUACAAUUUCUAAAAACCUGUUUUUGCUUUGUCCUUAUGGGGUAUUGUGUGUAGAUUGAUGAGGAAAAACAUUAAUUUAAUCAAUUUUAGAAUAAGGCUGUAACGUAACAAAAUGAGGAAAAAGUCAAGUGGUCUGAAUACUUUCCAAAGGCACUUUAUAAGUAUGUGUUUGCUGUGCGUGCCCGUGCGUUACUUUUUCCUUUUCAAUGCAUGUGUAACAGUGUAUCUCUAUGUGUGUUUCUUUGGCUGUGUAUAGUAGCGAGGCCAGCCCUGGCUUCGAGCUGCGAGUUGAGCUGUACAGCUGCUGUUCGGAGGAGGACUACUCGGCAGGGAGCACGUCCAGGAAACUAGCCAGCAAACUGAGCAGCUCUCUGGGCCGCUCGGCAGGAAAAAAGCUCCGUGUUGCCAUGGACCCUGGAGCCUGCAGCCCCACCAGCAAUGGAGGGGGAGCCACACUACUGCUACCUGUACCUACAGUGGCGUAAGUGGGUUUUGUUGUAUACACGUCAAUGCUCACACACUACAAUAGCUAGAUAUUCACACACACACACACACUGAUAUGCAUUUCCAUGCAUACACAGAGGCACAAUUCUGAUAUUUUGCCCAAUUAGAACAAUUAGUGGUAAAAUAAUCAGCCAAAAACACCCACACAAAGUCACUGGGGGACACACAGAGACACGUGUGCAUUUAUCCCACAGUCACACAGCUCACCAAUGUCUCUGUUCUGUCCACAGGGGACCUAAGUACCACCUCCUGGCCCACACCUCCCUGUCACUGUCACAUGUCCAGGACAGCUUCCGCACUCACGACCUCAGCAUCUCAGGCAACGGUAGGUCACAGUCUGGAUGUGGUUUAUCCAUCUACAGUACUCAUGGGCGAUUUUGCUUUCGAUCUCUUUCUUUCUUUCCCUCUGUGUCAGUCUCUCUGUCUCUGUGUCUCUCUCUCUCUCCCUCCCUCCCUCUCUCCCAGCAGGUAUCUAGCUGACAGACAGCCAGUCAGAGUCAAGGUCAUAGUAGGAAAGCACUCUCUAGCAGGGUCAGUGCUGUGUAAAACUAAUGAUGAGGGCUACAGGGGACUAGACACCCUGACAUGUGCUGCUGCUUUAUUCGUUGCCCCUUACGGCUGUAAUAAAGUUUGAUGGGCACUUCACUGUUGUUCACAGCUCUCCCUGCAGCUGUGAGACUUUUAUUCCCUGCUAUUCCUGGUGGUUUGUUUGUGUGUGUGUGUGUGUGUGUGUGUGCGCGUGCGGUACAUGUUCAUUGUAUUUAGUUUCUCAACCCUCAUUCAUCCCUUUCUUUCUUUCUCCAUCCAUCCCCCUCUCUUUCUCUCCCUGCAGAGGAGUGUCCGUACUGGGUGCCUCUCUACGGCAGCAUGUGUUGUCGUCUGGCUGCUCAGCCUCACUGUAUGACCCAGCAGAUGAUGAGCGGCUGCUUGAAGGUCAAGGUGAGUGUCUGUGUGUGUGCGCGUGAAUUUGCAUGUGUGUGUUUGGUAGGAUAGCAAGGUAUGUGCGCAGGGCUCUAAAGUGCGACAAAAUAUUUUGCUGUGCAACCCCCAUUAAAUCCAAUCUACUGUAUAUAUUUUUUGAUAAUAAUUGUUAUAAUGAUAAGGUUUCGCAUUACCGUUGUUUCCCGAGCGCAGAUUCGUUAGCGGCGUGCUUGCACCAUUACUGCUUGUUUCUAGUCCAAACGGUUCAAAAGAUCUGUCCCAUAUUACUGGCGCAACGGUUUUUUCUUCCUGUCAAGGAUUGGGGGCCUGCAUUUUACUUUCUAAAACCGUUCUGAAACUAUUCGGGGGUCGUUAACCAUUUGUUUUACACCUUUUUCAGUCAUGUUUGUUUCCUCAUUAGCUAGCUAGCUAACAACCUGGUAACUUUACCAGUAUAUUCAAACAUUUGGGGGCACAGAAAGAAAGGAAAAGGGAUAUCUUCCUCAGGAGAUCAAUGAUCAUAGCAAUUAAUUAAUGACAGAUCUCUUGCAUGUCCUCAUCACAAACUUGACACUCUUAAAGAGACAGUGUAAAAUGUUCAAUGUAAUGCAUUGCAAUAGGAAAAUAGUCAUUUUACAUAAUGUAGAAAUCUAAUGUUCCACAAAUGACUUUUUAAUUUAAAUGACAGGUAAUUGUAUCAACAUUUUAGCUUUUUAUAAUAAACAAAUGUAUUUGCAGGGUUGCAUAUUAGUUUCUAGGGCGCAACGUGCUUCAGAAGUAGCUAGAAUACGUAUAGGCUAUAUCUCUCUAACUUUUUUACAUUGGGAGCACCAGUGCUACCAAUGAUAAAUGUUCAUUUAGAGCCCUGCCAUGUGCGUGAGCACAGGAAGUUGGAGCUGGAUUAUUUUUUUCCUCUUUUGCCCCUUUGUCUUUCAUUCCUUUUCUCUCUCUCUCUCUCUCUCUCUCUCUCUCUCUCUCUCUCUCUCUCUCUCUCUCUCUCUCUCUCUCUCUCUCUCUCUCUCUCUCUCUCUCUCUCUCUCUCUCUCUCUCUCUCUCUCUCUCUCUCUCUCUCUCUGUCUCUGUCUCUGUCUCUGUCUCUGUCUGUCUGUCUGUCUGUGUGUAAUUAGCUUCUCUGUCUCUCAAAGCAGUUGGGAGGUGACCCUCAGAGUUGGACCAAUGUCUACGGCGUCCUUAAAGGGACAAACCUUUUCUGUUACCACCGGCAAGAGGAUAUGGAGGCUAACGUCGAGCCAGCCUUUACCAUUGCCAUCAACAAAGUCAGUUUAUGAAAAAAAGAACUUUACCACAUACACACACUCUCAACAUGAAACAAAAAAGCAUGCUAGCUACACUACACAUAUAGGGAUUAUCUGAUCUUGUAAUGCCACCUCUCUUAUUAUUUGUGAUGUCUUCUUAUAGGGGGUAUCUGCAGUUCAAAUAUCAAAGCGGAUAUAUUCUUCAAGAAUCAAUCGGUGUAUAUACAGUAUAAUUAUUUAAACGUCCAUAAAAGGAUGUACCAAUUGCAGAUUGGCCCUUUUAAAGGUGAGACGCUAACGUCAUAUACAAGCUAGGGCUGGGUGAUAUGGCCUAAAAAUUAUCUCUAUUUUUUCAAACAUAUGGGCGAUUCACUAUAUAUAUCUCGAUUUUUUAAAACAUGUUUUCUCUAAAUAAGCUUUGUUGUACAAUUAAAGGUCAAAUAAACUGCAUUUCAAACAGUCAGCAAUAAUCUUAUGAAUUCAGGGCUUGUGAAAUUAUACCUAGGCUAACUAGAAGCCUUCCACAACCAUAAGACCCACUAAUAAUUGUAUUAUUUCAUCAAAAUAGUUUAACCUGCUUUUUUGCAAUAAUCACUGAUCUGGCUUUCAAGUUUGUCUAUGAAAUCCCCUUUUGUUACACAUUUGACCAGAACCAUGCAUAAUGCACAUUCACUUCUUGUAGCAGGCAUUAUAGAAAAUGUACACAGGUCUCAUAUAAACAAUCUCUCAAUCACAAGCCCACAAGCUAAUCUUUAUAUUUAAAGCCAACUUGGAUCUAUUUGCUAGCUAACAAGGCAGAAGAGUUGAAUUGUAAUGAACUCACCCUUCUGUCAGUCUCCAACUGUUUGAACAGCAUGCUAGACUGUCCACUUUGUUCAGAUGUUGAAAUCAAGUGGCCUGCCUUACUUCUCCGAAUAAGAAUGAGUUUCCAAUUCCUUAUGUAAUUGUGUGUUAUGCUUAUUGCUAAUUUAUAAAACACAGACUAGACUGCUAGUAUAACAGUCUUUGUCUAAAAUGCUGCUAGCGGUACCACAAUGCCGCGCGCGACAAACUGAGCAUUAAUUUUCCAGAAUUAAUGUUCAUUGAUACUCCCGUUUUAGUAGUCUGCUCUGCGUGCAAUUUGAGCAGUUGAGACAUAAAAAGGGCAUUGUUAGGAAGGUUAACUUCUCCUCUAUUACAGUAAAAUAAUGUCUCAAUAUGUUUCGUUGUCCAUAUGACCGAUUCUGUUGGACCAAACCUCAAAUGCCAAUAGCGAGUUGAAACUGCUUGUCAGAGAGGAAGAAGUGAUCUCUCAUAUUUGUUGUGUGAGUGGCAGGGGGAGGGGCUUGGUGUGUGUGUGUGUGUGUAAACCGAGAGAAAGAGGAGAAGCGAGAGGUUUCACUCUCGCCAACAUCUGUCCAAAAUUAGACCAAUACGUUUCUAUGGGCUUAUUUUGGAACUAAGCUUGUCGCCUGCCUUCGCGCCUUUGGGACAAUGGCUUCCAUUGUUCGGGCAGAGACAUAAGCAUCUCGUCAUUAUAUACAGACCUCUGGUGUAAAUGGGAAGGUGCACACAGCACAGAAGGAGCAAAGGAGACAAGACCAAAAAUACAACAUGAGAACAAGAGGACAUACAGUGCAUUCGGAAAGUAUUCAGACCCCUUGACUUUUCCCACAUUUUGUUACGUUCCAGCCUUUUUUUCCCCUCCUCAUCAAUCUACACACAAUAACCCAUAAUGACAAAGCAAAAACAGGUUUUUAGAAAUGUUUGCAAAUUUAUGAAAAAAAACAACUUAAAUAUUACAUUUGCAUAAGUAUUCAGACCCUUUAUUCAGUACUUUGUUGAAGCACCUUUGGCAGCGAUUACAGCCUCGAGUCUUCUUGGGUAUGACACUACAAGCUUGGCACACCUGUAUUUGGGGAGUUUCUUCCAUUCUUCUCUGCAGAUCCUCUCAAGCUCUGUCAGGUUGGAUGGGGAGCGUCGCUGCACAGCUAUUUCCAGGUCUCUCCAGAGAUGUUCGAUCGAGUUCAAGUCUGGGCUCUGGCUGGGCAACUCAAGGACAUUCAAAGACUUCUCCCGAAGCCACUCCUGCAUUGUCUUGGCUGUGUGCUUAGGGUCGUUGUCCUGUUGGAAGGUGAAUCUUCGUCCCCAGUCUGAGGUCCUGAGCGCUCUGGAGCAGGUUUUCAUCAAGGAUCUCUCUGUACUUUGCUCCAUUCAUCUUUCCCUCGAUCCUGACUAGUCUCCCAGUCCCUGCCACUGAAAAACUUCCUCACAGCAUGAUACUGCCACCACCAUGCUUCACAAUAGGGAUGGUGCCAGGUUUCCUCCACAUAUGACGCUUGGCAUUCAGGCCGAAGAGUUCAAUCUUGGUUUCAUCAGACCAGAGAAUCUUGUUUCUCCUGGUCUGAGAGUCCUUUAGGUGCCUUUUGGCAAACUCCAAGCGGGCUGUUAUGUGCCUUUUUAGUGAGGAGUGGCUUCCGUCUGGCCAUUACCAUAAAGGCCUGAUUGGUGGAGUGCUGCAGAGAUGGUUGUCCUUCUGGAAGGUUUUCCCAUCUCCAUAGAGUCACCUCCCUGACCAAGGCCCUUCUCCCCCGAUUGCUCAGUUUGGCCGGGCGGCCAGCUCUAGGAAGAGUCUUGGUGGUUCCAAACUUCUUCCAUUUACCUUCAGUGCUGCAGAAAUGUUUUGGUACCCUUCCCCAGAUCUGUGCCUCGACACAAUCCUGUCUCGGAGCUCUAUGGACCAUUCCUUCGACCUCAUGGCUUGGUUUUUGCUCUGACAUGCACUGUCAACUGUGGAACCUUAUAUAGACAGGUGUGUGCCUUUCCAAAUUAUGUCCAAUCAAUUGAAUGUACCACAGGUGGACUCCAAUCAAGUUGUAGAAACAUCUCAAGGAUGAUCAAUGGAAACAGGAUGCACCUGAGCUGAAUUUCGAGUCUCAUAGCAAAGGGUCUGAAUACUUAUGUAAAUAAGGUAUAUCUGUUUUUUAUUUGUAAUACAUAUUAAUUUGUUUUUUUUAAAACAACUGUUUUUGCUUUGUCGUUAUGGGGUAUUGUGUGGCGAUUGCAGAGGAUUUUAUUUUAUUUAAUCAAUUUUAGAAUAAGGCUGUAACGUAACAAAAUGUGGAAAAAGUGUAGGGGUCUGAAUACUUUCUGAAUGCACUAUAAAUGCUCCAUAAAAAAUAAAAAAUCUUGUUUCUUGCGAUACAGGCAUUUGGAAUGUCGCGCUAAAACAUACAUUAUAAUUAAUCAAAUUAAUUUAAUAUAUCUCCCAGUCCUAAUACAAGCAGACAGUCUCUCAUAAGAGAGGACUUCAAGGACAGAACUUCUUCCUCUCGUUUCAAUCAGACAUUCAUCCUUGUUGAUCCCUGUGGGCCUUAUUCUUUCUGCUGUCGCUCAUUGAGUCGUGGUGACCCUUGACCCACAGCACAAAGCCCUGUUUUAGCUUCAGGCAGAGACCGUUAAGUCAGCCAACUCUGUGGGAUCAUGCAUUAGUCAGCUGCUCUGACUGCUUUGCUCUCAGGAACAAGGUGAGCCCAGAGUGAGGCUGAACAGGGCGCUGCUACCAUCUACUGGUGGCGAUGAGGAUACACAUUGCCGUACAGUCAUUAUGGUGUGUCCCAAUAAUAUUACUUUUCUCCUGAAAUGUACCCUCCUUCACUACUUCCCAAAGCAUUGGAUUGGAGGAGGCAUUGGCUAUAGGGCAUUUCCACCUGUGCACACUGGGAGGACGGAGAGAUAAUUGGGACGUAGGUGAUAACUGGGACAUAUUAAUGCUUGAGGCUGACUCUACCGGACUUGACUAUGUCAGUGACUGCUCUUUGUGUCAGUAAGUGCAUUCACAAACUGGGUGGACAGAUGUUAAAAGCUUAACUUUAUGCUUAAAUGCUUAUUUUGGGGUGGGUAUUGAAAGAUUUGGUCAAAUUCAACAUCAGUAGCUUAUUGUGUAUCUAUGUUUCUGUGUGUUAGGAGACGAGAAUACGUGCGUCAGAGAAGGACCCCCACAUUAAGGCCCAGAGCAUCUGCAUCAGUAACCAGUACGGGGGAGAGGAGGUGACACAUACACUCUCGGCAGACAGUCGCGAAGAGACACAGCGUUGGAUGGAAGCCUUCUGGCAACAGUUCUAUGACAUGAGUAAUUAAAAAUAAUAAUAAUUACUUAUUUUUAACAAUUAAUUAUUUAAUAAUAGAAACUAUUAAUAAUAAUACAUCUGUAUUUUUUACAUGAGUAAGUAGGUUCUGAUCACAUGAUUAUGGCCCUAGGUUCUUCAUUGGUGAGGUCAGGAGGUAAGAAAAAAACUCCUGAUCCUCCUGGCCUUAGACAUGAUACACACUUUACACUCUAGGUCCUUAUAUGCUCUUGUUCAUGUGCUCCUUUGCUCCUGAUGUGUUGUUAGUGGUUUUCUCAGCUCUUGAUUGGAUGUUUGAAGGUGAUUGACGGCUUCCUUCUUCCCUGCAGGCCAAUGGAAGCAGUGCUGUGACGACUUGAUGAAGAUUGAGCUGCCAUCACCCCGGAAACCAGCCCUUGUCACGUCGAAACAGGGUUCUCUUUACCACGAAAUGGGUAAGACAGCAACCCAAAUGGAUCCAGAGACUGUUACUAUAUUGUCCAAAAUACGUUUACAUGAUUCAGUAAGACAUUUUUGACACUUGAGGGUCUCUUUUUGCUUUUAUUCAAUUGUAUUAAAUCUAGAACAUACAGUAGGGUAACAUAAUAUUUCGUAUAGGUUUAGGUUCGCGUAAAUAAUAGGUUAAAAGGUUUACAAAAAAAAACAAAUAAAACAAUGAACGAUAUAAGCAGAUGAUGACAGUCCCCUUUCCUUAACUGCAUGUUGUGUUUCUGACUAGUUGUUCUAACAGUGGUGUGGUCCUUGAGCUCUCCAUCAGACUCUACUCUGAGCUACCUGCUGCCUCACUAGCACACCGACCAACCUCUCUGUACUUUACUAUGGAUGGAAGUGUUCCUUUCUCUGACAUGCUGCUGACUCACUUUCUUUCUCUCUUCCUCUCUUCCUUUCUCCCUCUCCUUGUGUGUCUUUACAUUUUUGGCUAUCACUGUCCCACAUCCCCUCCCUGCCACUCUCCCUUGUUCCUGUGAUGAAAUUACACCCCCCCCCCCACAUUUUUUCCCACCAAUAUCAUUAUUUAUCCUCCGUCAUUGUUAAUUGUACACUCCAAUCGAAUGCUAAUCUUCAUAUAUUCAAAAUUAACGUAUUUUUACCUUGUCAUGCACAUCAUUUCAUUCCCCAAAUGAUAUAUCGCCAUUAUAUUUUACUGCCCGUCAAUGUACAUAAUACCUGCCCACCACCCCAUGGGUUGCCCCCCUCCCCAUGGAUCCUAGCCCCCCUCACCUCCCCCUCUUGUGAGGGUCUCUUGCUGCAGGAUAACGCUGUGUCUGCUGAGAUUCGUGCUCUGCUCUCCUCCUAUUACAACGACAGGUGAAGUACCAGUGGGGUCCACUCCCCCCCCUGUACUGGGCUCUCCUACCUACUGAGGAGUGUUGAAGCUGGCAUCCCUCCUCAACUACCACCACCAAGUCUAGGCCUACCCUUCUCUAAACUGUACUCAACUGUCUCAACUUUAUUAGCAUAGUCUGUCCUUCCACAGUAGAAUAAUGACUUUCCUCUGCUCCUCCUAGUUAUUGACACCUCUGAUGACAUCAGCACGGUGACGGACAUCCUGACACGGCGGAUGCAGGAGCUGGAGCUGAGGAGCCAGCUGGGGACCUGUCCUCCCUGGAUGUCCCUGUUCGAGGAUUCUCCUGGUGGGACCCGCACCCCUCGGCUGGCCCGCCACAGCCCCCGCUCCCCCCACCGCCUCCCCCACAGCCCACUGAGCCCCCUGCGCUGCCCUUGGCCCGGCCUGCUCUCCUCAGAUGCCAGCCUGACCUCGGACAGCGACAGCCCCUGCAGCACCAGCCCCUGCUUCCGCCACCACGGCUGGGCCGAACCACUCCCCCUCUCCUCCCCCUCCUCCCACUUCCGCCCCCGCACCCUCUCCCUGGACGCCAAGCUCAGCACUCUCAGGGGCAGGGGGUAUGUGGGGGUGUUACAGUGCUCCUGUCAGCCCCCUUCCUCCUCCUCCCUCGCCCCCAUCCCGGACCAAUGCGUCCCCCAGGCCACCCUGUCCUGCUCCAGCUCCACCUCCAGUAACGGCUCCAGCGAGGGCAGCCACAGCCCUUCCUCGUUGGAUGGUACCCCUUUCUCACGCCCCUCCUCAGCCCGCCGGAGCCUCAGGAACCUGAGAGCCAAACUGGACCCCCGAAAUUGGCUCCAGAGCCAG
Molecule: messenger RNA, 23227 nt
Organism: Coregonus sp. 'balchen'
Lineage: Eukaryota; Metazoa; Chordata; Actinopteri; Salmoniformes; Salmonidae
Source: the annotation of a GenBank genome assembly